AUGGCUGACCCCAUAAGCUUAGUUGGCCUGACCGCAGGCCUGGUGUCGCUGGGCCUGCAGGCGUCCGGGGGCAUCGUAAAGUAUCUCGACGCGUUGGAAUGCCGCGAGGAAGACAUCGCCUCUGUGCGACAGCAGAAUGCCUCUUUGGACCAGGUAUUACGCGUGGUUGGAGAGGCGAUAUCCCGAAUUCUGCCCGAACAUCAAGCAUCGACCGCAGCAGUGCAGGCUUCUCUCGACACAUGCAAGAGGCAGUUGAACGCUCUGAAUGCUCUUGUCGUCAAGCUUGCUGGUUCUGACCAGCCCGCCCCCGCCACUGGCACUCCGGUGGCCAGAGUCAAACGCCAUGGCACGAGACUCCUUUAUCCGUUCAGACGUCAGAAGAUCGAGCAGCUGGCGGAGCGGCUGCGCGAGUCCAAUACCGCUCUUCAGCUCGCUCUACAGGCUCUUAGCAUGACUACGACGCAAUCCCUCCAGUCGACUUCUUACGCCAUCUCCUCCACUCUUGUCACCUUGGACUCCAAGGUCACGGCAAUGAGCAUGCCUCUACAAAACCUCCAUGACGGUCUUCCCUCUCUGCAAACACAGCUUGAUACCAUGGAGUCUCUCCUCAGGCAGCUGGUCGCUGAUGCUCAGCGGCCUUCAGCAGAAGCUGCCCAAUAUCUCUACUCAAACGAGAUCACUGGCCGAUUAGUUAGAAAGCCGGAUGUCCUGAGGAAGUUCUGCGAUACUGCUAGGGUGCCGAACCCCAGCUGCAGCGGUCUGACGUUCCCAAUCACUCGUGGGAGAGAGCAGUUUCGCAAUAUCGUGUCGUCGCUCACCGGAGGCCGCUUCGGUUGUUCCUGCUGGCCACUCACCCUGCGCCAACGCAAGGACAUCGUCUGGGGUUCAUUGGCCGUCCACUUCGAGACAAGCGCACACGAACAUUCACCCGGAUGCCCUUUCGCUGGGGCGAUAGACAAAGAUCGAAAGCAACACCUUCGCGUCGAGUUCACCGGAUUAAGGCGCCUACUCAACGUGGCUGUUCAGUUGUCAUUUGCAGCAAAAUCUGGCGCCGGAGGGUGGAGUAUCAGCCCAGACUUCACCUACUAUCCCACCGUGGAUGAACAUAGCGCGCCGGCAUUUCGGAUCUUAGAGUGGUUACGGUAUGCGACAGUGAUGAACUGGAGACUUGGCGAAAUUCCGGACCAGUGGAUGACUACCCUAGCCGCUUCAGCAGUGGCGAAGCUGGUAGUGUUAUUCCAGUCUCGCAAAGCGUCUCCCCUGGCCGUUGACUCCAGGAACCGGUCCUUGGUGCACUACAUGACUAAUAUUGUUGGUUCAAACCUCCCAUACUGUGUUUCAGUUUUAACAAAUUGGGAGAUUCUGCUCGAAGUCCUGAAUUGCUUGGUUGCCUAUGGGGCUCCAGCACACGACUAUGAUUUGGCUGGAAACACACCGCUCGUCGCAGUCACCGACGACUCGCCUGGAAGAUGCGUCGUCGUUGCAGAUAUCCUUCUUCAGUCGAGCAAAGAUAUCGGUCCGGCGGCUCUCAACCUAGGUCCUGCACCACCCGGCUCCUCUCGUCCGCGUCCGAUACGAAAUGUUGGCAACUUGGUGAAGGUCAUGAGUCGCUCGGCCAAAGUUGCAGAAGUCGAACACUUGUUGAAACAUCACCCAGCCGUCAUAAACGAGCGAAAUAUAUUGGGUCAUGCACCCCUACAUGUUGCAGUACCAAAACCUUUAUGCUUAUCUCUCCUAGUACGAGACUCAUCCGGCUAUGGAGCACUGCUCAACGAGCGUGGCCCGAAUGGCUGGUCUGCCUUAGAGAUGGCCCUGAGGCUCUCGGGGUCGCAUUGUCGAAAUGGGCGGCGCCGCCAAAGAUGCCGAGGCUGCAGGUGUGCCCGGAGUGUGACUAUCCUUCUCCAGGCUGACUGCGCCGUCCCCAUGCUUCCGCGAUCUGUCUUGGCCGAAGCUUCUUAUCUGUGCAAGCUAAGGUACAUACGUCACAUGAAAAACAGGCGAGAAAGGCUCAAGCGACUUGGUCUUGCCAACCUCUCAACAGCCGAGUCUCGGGAAUUGGGCCUUUUGGAUCAACGAGUUUUGGAUUCUUUUGCGCCACAAGUUGUCCGCCUCCUGCAACAACGUGGUAUUCACGUCCCAGCGAGCCUACUGGUCGACAUCCCAGACCCGUCUCCCCAAUCAACGUCCCUCAACGAUGUCCUCGACGCUGAGCUUUUCUUGCGUCUCGGUUUCCGGGACACAGAUAUCUUGCAGCAUGCCCACCUGUACUUCCCUACAGACUCGUUGGAUGAUGUACCGGGGACUUUAGGUCCACUGCCGGGGAGCGCUAUGGAAUACAUGCAUUGGCUUGCUGAGCAUGGAGCAGAUUUCAUCUCUCACAAGCUCAGGUCCUUUGGCUCAGGCCGGGGCUGGUUUGCCGCUCAUGCUACAUUCUCAAGAAUCGGCGAGAGCUUGACCGACUGGACCAACAAGGCCUCUCCACUACGGCUUCCAAACACCGCCAUCUGCAGCUGGAUAAGGGAGCUUCAUGCCGUGGUGCUCCGCGCUGACAUGGCUGACGCCUGUAAAUGCAGGUGCUCGCUUGGAGGAUGCACCCCGCUGAAGUAUCUGUACCUGGGGUUGCGAAACUUUUUCUCUACACCGCCCGAUAGAGACGAUGUGACCGAAUUAGGCUUGAUAUGUGCCAAAUACCUCGAGAAUUUCUCGGCUCAUUAUGAAGCCAGACACCAUGCCGAGGCAGUUCGACACUUCACGUUCGAGGCGCUAGCCCUUCCCCAUACAUGUACCUGCUACGACGCUGUUGUGCUGUUCAGAGAGGACUCCCAGGCACGAAAUUGCCAAGACUCGGACGAGAUCGAGGACGAGCAUGCCCAUGAGCUAGAAGUUUUCGAAGAGUUGGUGCGUGAGUUCGAAGGGAACGUGCGCACCAUUCUCCAAGAUACAGACCAAGCCAUUCCUGGUAUCGUUCACUUCUGGAAACAAACUUGGGUUGACCGGGUUUGUGAGACACUAGAAUACCUCGAGGGUGGUGAUUUGUCAGAUGGCGAGAAACGGGCAGCCGAAGAGAUUGGAGUGGUGUGGCAUGAGCCUCAGUCUAAAGUACGAGAAGAGAAGAGGCCUGUCAGAGAGCAAGCCAGGAAGAUGGAAGAAGAGGAAGGCAAAGGGGGCAAAAACCCCUUCCGCGACGACACUUUGGAGUAUUGGAUAUAUCAACUUGAGAAAAUCGCGCCGAAUUAA
Messenger RNA from Canariomyces notabilis, 3237 nucleotides. RefSeq lists its product as uncharacterized. The record is from RefSeq and is a predicted model, not a curated record. NCBI's taxonomy places the organism in Eukaryota, Fungi, Ascomycota, Sordariomycetes, Sordariales, Chaetomiaceae. Bases 1 to 3237 code for a protein of 1078 amino acids. The transcript is spliced from 7 exons.